Coffea arabica (coffee) is the source of this 1072-nucleotide messenger RNA. RefSeq names its product receptor kinase-like protein Xa21. Gene Ontology annotation, molecular function: protein binding. Lineage: Eukaryota; Viridiplantae; Streptophyta; Magnoliopsida; Gentianales; Rubiaceae. The record is from RefSeq and is a predicted model, not a curated record.
UUGCUCCAGUAUUGAUUCCAAGGGUGAUGAAUUCAAAGCUCUAAUCUAUGAGUUGAUGGAAAAUGGAAAUCUGGACCUGUGGCUGCAUCCUUCAGACACAACUGAUCAGGCAACAAGCUCAAGAAGUCUUAAUCUUCUUCAGAAGCUAAAUAUUGCAAUUGAUGUGGCUUCAGCAUUGCAAUAUCUUCACGACCACUGCGAAGAUGAGAUUGUUCACUGUGAUCUAAAACCAAGUAACAUUCUUCUUGACAAUGAUCUUGUUGCUCAUGUGGGUGAUUUUGGAUUGGCAAGGCUUCUCCCGAAACCCGUCAACACUUCUUCGGAGCAAGGAACCAGCAGUACUAUUGCCAUAAAAGGAACAAUAGGUUACGCAGCUCCAGAGUAUGGAAUGGGCCUUGGGGCAUCAACUCAGGGGGAUGUCUACAGCUACGGCAUUCUUUUGCUAGAGAUGCUUACAGGGAGGAGACCAACUGAUGAUAUAUUCGUGGGUGACCUGAAUCUACAUAACUAUGUUAAUGGGGCUUUACAUGAACAAGUUUCUGAGACCAUGAACCCGUUGCUUUUUCUUGAAGGAGAUGAAAACAGAAAAAUAACUCCUGGAGGGAAAAAUAGCAAUGGUGGAAAAGAGAUGGAGUGCAUUAUUUCCCUACUGAAAAUUGGACUGAAGUGCUCUGCAAGAUUACCAAAUGACAGGAUGCAUAUGAAUGAAGUUGUCAGAAAAUUACAUGUCAUUAAGGAUGUUUUACUUGGUCUGAGGGUACACCAAGAAAAUCUUGAAGUUUGAUUGCCACAGCUGCUUACUGGUCUGAAUCACCAAGAUGAAGUUGCUAGUUCGAUGAACUGAUAAAGAAGACAUCUGUGGCUUUUUAUUUGAAAAAAUAAAUGGAUGAUUCAAACAUAUUCCUAGUCUUUCUUUACAAGAAUUGUAUGUUUUGGAAGGUAGUCAAUUAGGUCAAUUCGGUUUGAACAUCUUUACGCUUCCAUACUAUGCUUGGAUCUUAUGCUUCCAUACUGUACAUUAUACUAUAAGAGUAUUUAGUCCUUGCUUAAUAUUGGCCUGUAGAAACUUUCA